AGUUAUCACUUUUCGUCAACACUACAGAUAUUUAUUGGUUUUGACUCAUGAGGUUGUUAUCAAUCAAUGUUUAAGUUGUAUUACAAUUGAUGUAAUGUUUCGCUGAUAACAAUCACUAGUUUUGAAUUAUCUUAAGUCAUGUCUGUCAUCGAGAUUAAUGACAUUCUAGAAGAACUCAAAGAUAAUAAUACAAGACUUUAUGAAUUAGUGAAAAGAUAUGUCWAUGUCUUUAAAUUGUUGGAUCAGUUCAAGUGUCAAAUCAUUGAUUGCGUCAAUCAGUGCCACGAAUGCCAAACAAAUGAACGCAUCGGACAACUGAUCCAUCAAUACGACAAUAUAGUGAAUGAUGUGAAGACAUGUAAUAAGUUGAUUGCCAUUUCUGGCAAAUGUCAAACAUUUGGUGGUCAACAACAAAGUGGUGACAAAAGCAUCAGAAAAAAAGAUAAUUUUGUAAAUUUAGAUCGUCUUGUGUUUAAUCAUAUCGAUGGCAACAGUGAAUGUGAUUUGAAAACAAUUGGUCAAAACAUUGAAUCACACGUUGACUUAGACUUUAAUGUAGAGAUUAAACAAACAAAAAGACAAAAAAGAAAUAGUUUGAAGAAAUCAAUUGAUAUUAAUUGUGAUGAAGAAGUAGAAGAAGACAUAGAAGUAAAGAAACGCAAAAAGAAGUCAAACGAUGACUCGGAUUACGAUUUUGAAGAAGACUCUAAACAAAUAAAGAGAAAUAACAGAUCCAGAAGUACCAAACAUAUUAAGAAAACAAUUUGUUGCGAGUUUUGCAUUUACACGACUAAUAAGAGAUCUCGACUAACAAAUCACAUUAACUAUCAUCACCUAAAUAUCAGACCAUUUGAAUGUACUAUUUGUGGCAAAAGAUUGCUGACUCAGAAGACAUUAGAUGAACACAUGAAGAAUGUUCACACAUCAGAAGAUACAUAUUAUACAUGCAUUUGGAGUAACUGUUCAUUUAAGACCAAAUAUAAAGAUACAUUUGAAGGUCAUAUUAUGCGACAUAAAGGCGACACUACUUUUCAGUGUUUAUGGCCCGGAUGUGGCAACAUAUUGGCCACUCAAUCGAUACUUAUAAGUCAUAUGGAAAAAGUUCACGAAAAUAAAGAAAGAUAUGAGUGUCCACAUCCUGACUGUGAUUACAAAGCGGCCACAAAGCAAAGUUUGAAACUACAUUCGGUUGUCCACUGCGAUGACAGACUCUACCCGUGCCAAUGGCCCGGUUGUGACAAAUCAUUCAAAUUGAGUUACAGUUUAAAAAGCCAUGAGAAGACGCAUAUCAACGAUAAACAGCAAGCAUGUGAUUGGCCAGAUUGCGGACAAAAGUUUCUAACGCUUACCAAUUUGAAGUUACAUAUGAAGCGACACAAUGGACAAAAAGAUUAUGUAUGUCCUUAUAAAGGGUGCGGAAAGGCAUUUGUCGAUAAGGGACAUAUGAUUAGACAUAAGAAAAUACAUAUUAAAAAGUUAAAUACAACUAACCAUUCAACUGAAACAACAAUACAAAUUGAUUCAACGAUUGCUUAA
Oppia nitens is the source of this 1536-nucleotide messenger RNA. Its product is annotated as zinc finger protein 300-like. NCBI's taxonomy places the organism in Eukaryota, Metazoa, Arthropoda, Arachnida, Sarcoptiformes, Oppiidae. The record is from RefSeq and is a predicted model, not a curated record. The coding region runs from base 139 to 1536 and encodes 465 amino acids. Gene Ontology annotation, cellular component: nucleus. Gene Ontology annotation, molecular function: DNA-binding transcription factor activity, RNA polymerase II-specific; RNA polymerase II cis-regulatory region sequence-specific DNA binding. Gene Ontology annotation, biological process: regulation of transcription by RNA polymerase II. The transcript has 5 exons.